AUGGGUAAGGAACCAUCAGUCGACUUCUCAGAGCAAUAUCAGAAUGAGCUAAUCAUUCAACAUCAUCACGCUUUCGAUACUUUACGAAAUGAACAUCGACUGGCUGGAGAAAUGAUUUGGAACUUCGCAGAUUUCAUGACAGAUAUGUCCAUCUUACGGGCAGUUGGCAAUCACAAAGGUGUCUUUACCAGAGAUAGGCAGGCAAAAAUUGCUGCAUACACACUCAGGAACCGAUAUCUGUCGUUGUUCAACCAAACAGAAUUGGAAAAAUGGGAUUAA
Molecule: messenger RNA, 279 nt
Organism: Strongylus vulgaris
Lineage: Eukaryota; Metazoa; Nematoda; Chromadorea; Rhabditida; Strongylidae
Source: the annotation of a GenBank genome assembly